This is a messenger RNA of Passer domesticus (house sparrow), 2667 nucleotides long. RefSeq names its product B cell linker (gene BLNK). NCBI's taxonomy places the organism in Eukaryota, Metazoa, Chordata, Aves, Passeriformes, Passeridae. Bases 323 to 2050 code for a protein of 575 amino acids. Gene Ontology annotation, cellular component: cytoplasm. The transcript has 25 exons. Gene Ontology annotation, biological process: intracellular signal transduction; cell surface receptor protein tyrosine kinase signaling pathway. The record is from RefSeq and is a predicted model, not a curated record.
UAAAUGAAAAAAAGAAAAAAGACAAAACCAAUUAGCAAAACUUUUAUCAAACUUCUAGACAGAUAGCUGUAGGCAAGACUUCAUUUUCCAAUGUUCUUUAUAGACUUAUUUAGACUAUGAGUAUAUUCUAGCUUUUUACUUUAAGAAUGUUUUUCUCCCUCCCACCAUGAAUGCCAAGCCUGUCAAUCACACUAACAACAACAAGAUACAUAUGGGACAGUUUAAGGAGGAAGAGCAGACAUGAGAAACUGCUCCUUUAACUUACUUGGAAUCAACUCCAACAUGUGUGCCUGGGAGAAAAAAAAAUGAGUAUGUGUUUGGAAUGCCGGAAUCUGCUGCGGUUGUAGAAAAACUGUGCAUGAAUGGAUCUCAUUUCUUGAAUGCAUCAAAAUAUGAGCUGAGCAGAUUCAAAGCAAUGCACCAGCCGAAGCUUCAAAAGAUGGUGCAUGACAUCAAGAAAAAUGAAAGUGGGAUAAUAAACAAGUUCAAAAAGUUCCAAAAUGAACAAGUGGCCUUAAUUUGCAAAACUGGGAAAGAUACUUGGGAUCGCCUUAAAAAAAAGCCACCGCCAAGUCUGCCACAAAGGGAUUAUGCUUCAGAACACGCAGACAAUGAAGAGGAACAAUGGUCAGAUGAUUUCGACAGUGAUUAUGAAAAUCCAGAUGACCACUCUGACUCUGAGAUGUAUGUGGUCCCCAGCGAAGAGAAUCCUGAUGACAGCUAUGAGCCACCUCCAAGUGAGAAGGAAAAAAAGAAGAUUCCCUCUGCAUUCCCUAUUUCUAGGGGUGAAUAUGCAGACAAUCGCACCAGUCACCAGACGCUUCCUCCCAUCAACAAGCCUCUCCCAAGUACACCCAGUCCAGCCAUGUCCAGACCAAAGAAACCAUGUGUGCCAUCCAUGCCAUUGCCAUCUCCUGCUACAAAACCAAAAGUGCCACCUAAGCCUAAGGAGUGCAGUGAUGAUGAGGAUAAUUACAUUGUGCCAGUGGACAAUGAUGAUGACAAUUAUAUUGAACCCACAGAAGGCAGCAUGUCACUACCUACAAAAUCACCUGUGAACAGAUUUAUGAAGACAACAAAGCCAGCCCCCCCUAUUUCUCCAAAGCCUUCUCUUACUUCUGUUAUGCAAGAAGUCUACGAGGUUCCUGAAGAAGAGGAAAAACCAUCACCACCACCAGUAACCAGGUUCACAAAGCCACUCACGUUUAUGCCUGCACAGAAUACAGAGCACUCCCACAUGCACAGCAUGACCAGAGAGUCACCCAAGCAGGAUAAUUCCAGAAAUAUUUUGCCUCUCCCCAGAAGUCGUCUUCAUCCAAAACCAGACCAUGAAGCAAACAAUACUGAUGAAAGUCAAAGGUUCAAUAACACACAAGAAUCCAGAUUUCCCACUGGAGCAGCUCCAUCUCCAUUACCAAGGGGCCUCAAGAAAGCUUCUAAUGCAGUAAUUUCACCAAAACCGUGCUUACCUUCCAGAGAGACCUUAACUGCAAAUGAAGAAAAACUCACGGCACCAGAACGACGGCGCAAUUCCAGCCAGGAACUUCCGCUUCCCCCCCUUCCAAGUGGUGCCCAAAAGCCUCUGCUACAAAAGCCCUCAAUUCUGCCAAAAGUGCCAGAAGCUGCAAACCAUUCUUUGGGUGCUUCCCCUCCCAGCAGCACCUCAUCUAUUUCAAGUUCUGCAGACCAGGAUGCUGGUGUUCACAGUAAAGCAUGGUAUGCUGCUACCUGUGAUAGGAAAAUGGCAGAAGAUGCUUUGUACCGAUCAAACAAGGAUGGAUCUUUUCUAAUAAGGAAGAGUUCUGGGCAGGACUCACGGCAGCCAUAUACACUGGUUGUGUUUUACAACAGAAGAGUGUACAACAUUCCUAUAAGAUUUAUUGAAUCAACAAGGCAAUAUGCACUGGGCAGAGAAAAAAGUGGUGAAGAGCGCUUCGACAGUGUUGCUGAAAUAGUAGAGAAUCAUCAGCGCACCUCCCUGGUUCUAAUUGACAGCCAAAACAACACAAAAGACUCAACAAAACUGAAAUAUAUUGUAAGAGUUUCUUAAUCAAACUGAACUGCUGAAAUGAAGACCUCUUUAAUAAUUUCUUUCAACAUACUGAGACAUGGAAAAGGUAUGAAAAGAAGAAAGUCCAAAAUGAUGGGAAACACUCUUCAAGAGCACCUACAGAAUAGUAAGAAAUGCAUUUCAUAGAGUUCAACCCCACGUCACUUUUUUCAGAGAAGUUUAACACAAGAAGCCAAAGCAGAUGCACUGUCAUCUGUGAGAACGUGGGUAUCCAAAGUCACAGGAAGAACAACUGCAUACCACAGCCUGGUCCUCUGACUGCUGUUUGAAGAUAGAUUUCUUGAAGGAUAUUUUCAUUUUAAAAAUGAGAAUACCCACAGUGAUCUACUCUUUCAGUUUAUGGUUACCACAUAUCACUGCUUUCAGCAAUUUCUUUGUAGAGUACACAGCCCCAGAAAUGAGAGCAACUUGACCUAAUGUACCACUGUACUCAAGUUGAAAAUAGGACUGUACUUUGAUUAGUGGCAAUAAAUACACCUGAAUGUUUUAGAUUUAUGGGCAUGUGUUGUACUUUCCCUCAGCUUCACCCUGUUUCACUGAUAUUUUUGUUUGUAUUUUCAAAUGUAAAAAUAAAAUUUAAAAAUAUUUUAAACUCA